AUGUUAGUCAUCAUGCCUUUCUUUCUAAUUUUUCUUUCUCCUUCAGUGCCUUUCUUUCUAAUUUUUCUGUCUCCUUCAGUGCCUUUCUUUCUACUUUUUCUGUCUCCUUCAGUGCCUUUCUUUCUACUUUUUUCUUUCUCCUUCAGUGCCUUUCUUUCUAAUUUUUCUUUCUCCUUCAGUGCCUUUCUUUCUAAUUUUUCUUUCUCCUUCAGUGCCUUUCUUUCUAAUUUUUUCUGUCUCGUUCAGUGCCUUUCUUUCUAUUUUUUCUGUCUCCUUCAGUGUCUUUCUUUCUACUUUUUUCUUUCUCCUUCAGUGCCUUUCUUUCUAAUUUUUCUUUCUCCUUCAGUGCCUUUCUUUCUAAUUUUUCUUUCUCCUUCAGUGCCUUUCUUUCUAAUUUUUUCUGUCUCCUUCAGUGCCUUUCUUUCUAAUUUUUCUUUCUCCUUCAGUGCCUUUCUUUCUAAUUUUUUCUGUCUCCUUCAGUGCCUUUCUUUCUACUUUUUCUGUCUCCUUCAGUGCCUUUCUUUCUACUUUUUUCUUUCUCCUUCAGUGCCUUUCUUUCUAAUUUUUCUUUCACCUUCAGUGCCUUUCUUUCUAAUUUUUCUGUCUCCUUCAGUGCCUUUCUUUCUAUUUUUUCUGUCUCCUUCAGUGUCUUUCUUUCUAAUUUUUUCUUUCUCCUUCAGUGCCUUUCUUUCUAAUUCUUCUUUCUCCUUCAGUGCCUUUCUUUCUAAUUUUUUCUGUCUCCUUCAGUGCCUUUCUUUCUACUUUUUCUUGUCUUUCUUUCUAAUUUUUUCUUUCUCCUUCAGUGCCUUUCUUUCUAAUUUUUUCUGUCUCCUUCAGUGCCUUUCUUUCUACUUUUUCUUUCUCCUUCAGUUCCUUUCUUUCUACUUUUUCUGUCUCCUUCAGUGCCUUUCUUUCUACUUUUUCUUGCGUUUUACUUUUUCUUUCUCCUUUCACGUCUAUUAUUUCUUUCUUUUCUUUCAUUUCUUUCAUUCUAUCUUCUUUUCACUAUCAAUAUUUUUAUAUUUCAUUUUCUCUUUCGCCAUAUUCCUUUUCUAUGGUUACAUAUUUUCUGUAUUUCAUUCUAUAGUUCUUUUCACUUUCUUUCUAUUAUCUUUUCACAUUUUUCAGUCUUUAAUUCUGUAUUUUAUUUUCCUUUUUAUACUUUCUCUCUUUUUCUGCCUCUUCUCUUUCAUUCUAUAUUUACCCUCUCUUUCUUACUGUUAUCUUUCUUUCUUUUUCAUUCUUCAUAUCCUUUUCUCCUUCUACCUGUUCUCGUUCUCUGUUUUUUUUUCUAUAUUUCCUCUCUCUCUUUCUACCUUUUCUUUUUCCCUGUAUUUUGCUAUAUAUUUCCUUUUUCUUUCUAAUUUUCAAACUCUCUUCCUUCCUCUUCUCUUUUACUGUUUUACCUUAUACAUUCCCUCUCUCUUUCUUAAUGACCUCUUUCUCUGUUUUUCAUUCUACAUUUUCUUUUCUCUUUUUCCAGUUCCGUUUCUCUGA
Messenger RNA from Acanthosepion pharaonis, 1497 nucleotides. The record is from the annotation of a GenBank genome assembly. NCBI's taxonomy places the organism in Eukaryota, Metazoa, Mollusca, Cephalopoda, Sepiida, Sepiidae.